Aspergillus alliaceus is the source of this 1830-nucleotide messenger RNA. RefSeq names its product amidase. The transcript is spliced from 3 exons. The record is from RefSeq and is a predicted model, not a curated record. Bases 1 to 1830 code for a protein of 609 amino acids. Gene Ontology annotation, molecular function: catalytic activity. Lineage: Eukaryota; Fungi; Ascomycota; Eurotiomycetes; Eurotiales; Aspergillaceae.
AUGAGCUCCCAACCGCAGUUCAUCCAUUAUCCCGAGGUCCGCGAGGGACCGUCCGUCCCCUAUAAGAAUGAAGACCAAUCGAUUCCCGUCUUCCGAGGCCUCCCUCUAGCUAUCGGAGCUACUCUCAUCCACAACGUGAACUUCAUCCAGAGCUAUUUCUGGCGCAAUGCCGGUUUCGACAUCAUCCGCGAUAUCCCCCAUCUAAAGCAGUAUUCCGCUCGUUAUGAUCCCACCGUUAUCCCCGUUCUCGAUGAUAAGCCCGAUGGUGCCUCCUCAGUCGAGCUCCCAGUCCCAACUCAGAGGAGAAAAGGUUCCUCGGGGUACUAUACUUCCGCCGAUUACCAUGCGCUGUAUAAAUCUGGUGAAUUGACACCACUCGCCGUGGCCGAGACCCUGAUGCCAUUUAUUCGGCGAGAUGCGAAAUCCCCCGGUAAGCACUCUGUUGCGUUCCUGGACUCGCAAUCCGAGCGGGUUCGUGCGGCAGCGGAGGCGUCGACAAAGAGAUACAAGGAUGGGAAUCCGCUGGGCCCGCUGGACGGAGUGCCGGUUGUUGUAAAGGACGAGGUGCACAUUGAGGGGUACCGACGGACGCUGGGUAGUAAGCUGGACUUCACAGGCGAAUUCAAGGGGACGUCAUGGUGUGUGAAGAAAUGGGAAGAAGCCGGCGCAAUCAUCGUCGGAAAGACGACCAUGCACGAGCUAGGCCUUGAUACCAACAACAACAACCCCAACCACGGGACACCCCGCAACCCCCAUAAUCGCGACUACUACUGCGGCGGCUCGUCCGGAGGCUCCGGCUACGCCGUCAGCUCAGGCCUAGUGCCUAUCGCCCUAGGCGCAGACGGCGGAGGCUCAAUCCGAAUCCCAUCAUCCUUCUGCGGAAUCUGGGGCCUGAAGCCAUCACACGGCCGCAUUAGUGGCGCGCCAACGGUACCCCUCGCGCAAACCGUCGGCGUCCUCGGUCCCAUGGCAGCCAGCAUCGACGAUCUAGCCCUCGCAUACCGCAUCAUGGCGACGCCAGCCCCAGUAGACCAAGACCCCUCCUCCGCCACCUUCCCACACCCCCUCACCACCCUCCAAUCCGUGUCCUCUAAACCGCGCGUCAAAACCAUCGGCAUCGUCCGCGACUGGAUCGACCGAGCCGAACCCGCGGUCCGCACCGUCUUCGACCGAGCCCUCGCCUUCUACCGCAAACAAGGCUACGACGUCAUCGACAUCACCAUCCCUUACCUCCCCGAAGGCCAGCGCGCCCACGUCCUCACCAUCAUGACCGAGAUCGCCUCAGGACUCACCCCGUCCCAGAUCAGCAAGCUAACGGCCCCCAACAAGGUCCUCGUGUCCAUGGGUAUGUGGCAGAUCUCCGGCCAGGAUUUCCUCGCAUCCCAGCGCCUCCGCAACAUUAUCAUGUGUCACCUAGCCUACCUGUUCAAGGAACACCCGGGCCUCCUCAUUCUCAGCCCCAGUACCCCCAUGCCUGGCUGGAAGAUUGGCGGCGACGCGGACCUCACGCGCGGCUUAUCGGACGGGAAGUCCUCCGUGCGGAAUAUGGAGUAUGUCUGGUUGGCUAAUUUCACCGGUUGUCCGGCUAUAAAUUGUCCUGCGGGAUAUGUGCAGGAUGGAAGUCGGCUGCCCAUUGGUCUGAUGGCUAUGGGUGAAUGGGGCACUGAGGAGGACUUGAUCGCCUUUGCUAGGGAUGGCGAGGCGAUUCUGGAUCUGCCUGAGAAUCAAUUGUCGGGCAGAGAACAGGUGGAUCAGCAGUCGACUGGCCUGAGGAUUCCGUUUGGUGAAGGAUCUCUGUGGGAAGAUGUGAUUGCAAAGGCGAGACAGUGA